Molecule: messenger RNA, 2415 nt
Organism: Volvox carteri f. nagariensis
Lineage: Eukaryota; Viridiplantae; Chlorophyta; Chlorophyceae; Chlamydomonadales; Volvocaceae
Exons: 8
Coding region: 1-2415 (804 amino acids)
Biological process (GO): nuclear-transcribed mRNA poly(A) tail shortening
Cellular component (GO): nucleus; CCR4-NOT complex; cytoplasm
Molecular function (GO): poly(A)-specific ribonuclease activity
Source: RefSeq, a predicted model, not a curated record
AUGGAGCUGUCGCAAGCGCAAUAUCCUUGCCCUCAGCAUACGCGGCGCCAGCUGCAGCGCAGCCAGCUAGCGCUGCGCUCCAAGGAUUGUUGCGCAAUAACGAAGACAAGCAGUCAUCCACAGCACGUGAAGCUGAUGUGCAUCAGCUUGGAGUUCGGUCGACAUUGCACUGUCACGCGUGCUCAAGCGCAUUACUUUGCGCACAAGCUGUACGGCGAUGUGCCACGUCAUUACUUGGACUGGCACCACCGUCUUAGGCUACUAGUUGAGGAAAUACGGUACUGGGCGCCUGACGUAGUGUGUCUGCAGGAGGUACAGCACUACAAUGAGCUCGAGCCGGAGCUGCGCGCAGCCGGGCGCUCCGAUCGCCUCCGCGCCCACGGCCUUGAGCGCCUGGACUUCGCCCCUCUGGGUCUCGAGGACAACCUGGCGCUGCUGAUGGGUCUGGGGCCCCGGGCGGAGGCGGCGGAGGCGGCGGGGCUGGACAGGCAAGUUGCUGAGGCGCUUACCUCAGUUCGCCUGCUGGUGGCCACCACCCACAUCACCUUCGACCCCGCCAAGGGGGACGUGAAGCUGGGCCAGGGCCCCGCGGCGGGCUGUACGGCGGCGGUUGAGGGCCGCAGACGUAAGGCCCCCGGGGGACCUUGGUCCGUAGCGGCAGUAGCAGCACCAACAGCCGGGGCCCAGCAGCAGCAGCCCCAGCAGCCUCUUCAGACUUUGGCCAUCAUCACCGGGGACUUCAACAGCACUGCGGGCAGCCCCUUGUACCAGUUUGUGUCCCGUGGGGCGCUGGAUCUUGGUCGGACCAACCGCAAAAAGCUGAGUGGGCAGCUGCAUGGCGUGUGCCAUACGCAGUACAAACCCGUAAGGGAGGUUAAGCAGCUGCAUGCGCAGCUGGCCGCUGCCGCUGCAGCUUCUGGGCCUGACGCCGUCGACGGCUCCACCGCCGCCGCCGCUGACAGCAACGCCACUGCUAACGCCGCCGUCACCGCAUUAGCCGCCUCGCCGCCAGGAACGCCGCCGUCGACACCUUUGGCGGCGGGGGCCGACGCUGGCACUGGCGCCUUGUCCGGAUCCAAGCACGGCCACGGAUCGAGUACGGCGACGACGACACCAGUCGGCGCCAUACAGCGGCUAGCCGCUGCAGCGAUGGACUCUGCGGCGGCGGCCGUGAGUGCAUGUACGGCGGCGGCCGUCACCGCCGUCACGAAGCCGGCGCUGGCGUGUUCCUCCGACGCCGCCCGGGCGUUGGACCAUUUCCUGCACUCAUCGUCCACGGCCGCCGGCGGCGGCGGCUCGGGUUCACAUCACCGGCACAUGUACGGCGGCGGCGGCGGAGUCGAGCGCUGGUCCGAGAAGGAGCUCCGCUGCGCGAUGGGCGAUCAAUAUGACGCCGCUGCCGUACAGCGGGCCAUUUGCAACUAUGGCGGCGCCGCCGCCGCGGUUUUUCCCCCGAGCCAAGUCCUGGCAACCUCUGCUUCGGGCCCCGUCACCAACGACGGCGGGACGCCAGCGGAGACCCAGGCACUGCCGCCGCUGUCGUCUCCGAGGCUUGGCCGUCAGCUUCACCCGCCACUGGCCAACCGUGGCAAGUCCGCCGCCGCCGCGAGCACCCUGCCGUGUCGCUCUUUGGACUCAGAUCCCAACGUCCAGGUGGCGCCGUCGUUGGACAGCUCACCGUCGGGUCCGCUGGUUGUACGGCACCCGCUUCGUCUCAAGAGCAGCUACAUGGAGGUUGCCCGUGCAGAGCCCGCCUUCACCUCCCUCCACAGCGGCUUCAUGGGCACCGUGGAUUUCAUCUGGUACACCGCAGAUGCCAUCCUCCAGCAGCAGCCGCAGCAGCAGCAGGCGGCGGCAGCGGUGGCCACGUCAGCACCCUGCGGGGGUUGCGUUGAGGGCGAAAUGGCACCGGCGGCGGCGGCGGCGCCAGGUUUGCCGGCGGCAGCGGCGCCGGCAGCGGGGUCAACAACGGACACGGCGGUGGGUGCUGUUCCGUGCGGUUGCUUGUGUGGGCCACCGGCGGGUCGGGCGGAGAGCGAAUUGCCUCAUGCCCCCGCGUCAGGACCACACCAACACCACCAUCAGCAACAGCAGCAGCAGCAGCAGCAGCAGUGUCGUCGAGGUCAGCCUCAGCAAACAAUUCAGCCUUGUCAGCAGCAGCAGCAGCCGCCGCCGCUGCAUUCUGGAGGCUGUAGCGUAGCCGCCGCUGCCGCGGCCACCUCUGCGUCAGCGGACGGUACGACAGGCGACGCUACUGCCGCCGCCACCGCUUCGCCGGCCCGCCGGUUCCAGUUGGUCCCCGUGGCGGUGCUACUGCCGCCCGACCUGGAGCUGCUGCCGCGGGGGCUGCCCGCAGCUGGCUGGGGCAGCGACCACAUCAGCGUUAUGACCCAGUUUGAGCUACGUCUAAUGUGA